Stylonychia lemnae is the source of this 2991-nucleotide messenger RNA. Lineage: Eukaryota; Ciliophora; Spirotrichea; Sporadotrichida; Oxytrichidae. The record is from the annotation of a GenBank genome assembly.
AUGGCAGAAAUUAAACUUAGUGGAGUUGAUGGCUAAGAUGGUGAAGACGGAUAUGCAGGUUCUCACUAUGGAGAGAAUGGAACUAAUGCUGGUCCAGCUUAGGAUGGUGGAGAUGGUGGCCAAGCUUACUUGAGAAUUUAAAGAGUUCUUGAAAGUCAAUCAGCAAUUCUGGUUUCAGGAACAAUUCACAGUCAGCCUUUCAAUCAAGUUUUUGAGCUUGGACCAAACGGCUUUCUUAACAUAGAUGCCAGAGGAGGAAAAGGAGGCCGCGGAGGCUAUGGAGGAAAUGGUCAUGAUGGAAGGCCCGGGCAUGAUGGAAUGGAUGCCACGAGGUUUACAAAUGGAACUAAUGGAGGCUCUGGAGGAAACGGAGGAAAUGGUGGUAAUGGGUCAAGUGGUGGACAUGGAGGCAAAGGAGGAUUUGUGUAAAUAAUUGUUGCAGAAUCAGACAUGGAUCUUUUACUGCUCCUUGGUCCAAUCAAAAUAAAGGGUGGACCUGGUGGUGAAUUAGGCAGAAAUGGACACGGUGGAUGUGGUGGAAGAGGAGGACGUGGUGGCUCAUCGUAUACUUAUUCAACAACUACUACCUCAACAUACAGAGAUUCUAAUGGUAAUACCUAAACCUAAUAUCACACCCAUUGGCACACCAAUCCAGGUGGUAUUGAUGGACCUCCAGGAAACUCAGGUCAUAAUGGAAAUGCCUAGCUUUAUUGUGGAAGAGAUGGUAAUGACGGUCAAUUUGAGUUUAUUGUUGAGCAUGGUGCAGGACCAGUAAAGUAUGAAGACAAAUACGACCUUAAAAUAGUGGAUUUUGGAAUGAUUUUCUACGAAGAAGAUGGAAUUAUCGAGCCAGGUGAAAAAGCUUAUAUAUCAACGCUAACUAUUCAUAAUCUUGGACUUAUGCCUACACCUAUUCACACAGAUUUCUUCAUUUCCUUAGUUGAUAAUAACUGGCUUUCUGGUAUUGGGUCUCUUUAAAUACCUAGAGCUAUUGCACCAAUGGAUUUAAUAACAAUUCCAUUUAAGCACGAAUUUCUUAUCAACUAUCCAUUGAUGCCUUAAACAAGCCCCAAACCAAGAGAAGAGAUUACUACAGCUCAAGUAUAAAUUUUCAAACCUUCUAUAAAUAGAUUCUUACCUCCUAGCAUUGUUGUUCAACCAAAGCCACUCUUGAUUUCUUACCCACUUUCUUUAUCUCAAUAUUAAUGUUUGAGAACAUUUUCACCAGGAUAAGAAGCAAAAAUUUUGAUCACCUUAAAGAAUAACUCAACCUUGGAAAUAGGUGGUGAGAUAAGACCAGCAUAGCUCUGGUUAUAAUCAGGUGAUGGUGAAUUUGAUACAACAGACAUUCUAGUAUCUUAUAAGGGGGAGAAAAAACCGCUUAAAGAUCCAUACGUAAUUAAAAUCCCAAUGAUAGAUCCAAUGUCUACCAUUGUAAUUCAAUGCUAAAUCACUAUUCCAUAAGUUGGAUAUUUGCUAAAAGCAACUUACAAUGUUUCAUCUUAUUUAACUGAUCCUAGAAACUAAGCUGCUACUUUCCCUUGCAUCCAUACUUUUCCUUACUAAAUUAGAACUGGUUUUCAUUAUGUACCUUUCCCAGAAUAAGAUUUUGUUUUUGUAAUAAAUGAGAACACUAAGAUCGAAGAAGUUAACUAUAUUCAAGAAAUGUGCCUGUACUAUGGAUUGAAAGCCAAUUUCUACGAUAUUAAUAUGAAUGGUAACCUAAAUCUAUUUGAGCCUCUUCCACAUUUGACUACUACACUAGCUUAAGACCUUGAUAACAAGACUCUAGUAAUUAUUAACAACCAAUUUACUGUAAGUUCAACUAGUCAAGAUAUUGUUUAUGCAAGAACUUUGGAUUUCUUGAGAAAAAGUGAAGUUCUUAGAGCGAUUGCAGAGCAUCAUGUUCAUUUUGUGAUAUUUUCACCAUAUUAGCAUAACUAUAAUGCUUGGACCUUUAAAUAUGACCCUGAGUGUCAUGUAUUCAAUGAUGAAAAUGAAUUCUUAGCAUAGGAAUAUGGAUUUUCAGAAAGACCAUUCAGUGAUAAAGUUGGUUCCUCAUGUGCUAUCCAUGCUAAAAAGGCAUUCAUUAGCUUCAAAUCAAAAAUAGAUCAAUUAAAUAUUUAGGCUGAUGAGAUGAGGUAAACAGUAUCUAAGAGAUUCCCCAAUCACUCCUAUCUCGCUUGUACUUUAUUCAGAGAAGGUUAACCUCUAAAACGAAUAGGCUAGGUAGUUAUAAUGAGGACUCCGCCUAUGCUUGGCUAGUAUGUGACAUUUAUGGACUUCAAUGAUAUUAGAUCGAAGCCUAUGGAUUUUGCAUUUGCUCUAUUGAAUACUGUUGAUAUCGAUAAGAAAGCCAAGAUUGCAGUUAGAGUUCUUUAAAAUAUUGAGAAAAAGAAUCCUUUUGAGUUAGCAAUGCAAGAAAGUUUAGCUUUUACUCUCUCAAGAGAAAUAUAUAUUGGCUGCAAUAGCAAACACUCUAGAAAAUUCAACUUUGAUGAUUUCUCCUGCUUUUUAUCUGUGCUUAAAAAUCAGAAGAAAGAUGCUGAUUAUUUCAAUCCUAAAGCAAUGGAAGAACUAUUCCUAAGACUUAAGAAAUGCACCAGCAAAGAGGCUAGAUUUGCUGAUAAACUGAUAUUCUGGGUUGCUCACGCCAAACUUUUAAGGCAGAUGAAUAAAAAGCUUGGCUAGCUGAUGUAACUAAUGCAUAAUGACAAAUAGAAUAAACUUGAAUAGGAAGCAACUAUUAAGACAAUCUCAGCUGACUAUCUAAUUAAGAAGAAAAAGUACAAAGGUUUGAACUUCCCUAAAUACUUGCUGCUCAGUAACUUAGAUUUAGACGGCACUACUUACAGAUCCUGGCUGAAUACUAAAACAGUCAUAAGUGAGAAAGAACUUAAAGAAUUCUAAGCAAAUGAAAAGAAGCAUAAUGAAUAAUGCAAUAUUUUAGUCGAUUAUAAAAAGCAACUUGAUGAUUAGCUCAAGGUUUGA